AGAGAUUCAUCAUUUUUCUUAACCAAAGAGCUUCUUUCCCCCCAAACCGUCUUUGGAUUCCCCGUAUUAAAAAGAAAUUCGGGUCACAGAAAAAUAUCUAAUCUGGUCACUAAUUUUUGUUGUUUUUCUUAAAAAAUUGUCAGUCUUUUUUUUCCUCGUGGGGGUUUAUGUAUCAGUAUCAGUCUCUGAAAAAACCGUUUUAUUAAGGAAAUCCCAAAACUUAAAUAAACAAAGAAACAAAAGUCAUCAUCUUCUUCCUCAUACCACCAUUAAUUAGAUCUCAUUAUCUCAAAAACCCUAGGAAAAAACCCUAAUUUACAAUAGACACAAAUAAAUUUAAAUAACCCUUUUUCUCAAAUUCAGUCGUUUUCAAUCCCCUUUUGUCUGCUUAUCAAACAAAUCCCAUUUUCUCUGGUAAUUCAGAAAGCAAUGUCUGGUUCAGGAAGAUUUUCAAUGGCUCGUAGUCGAAGUGGUGAUCGAUUCUAUAAUCCUCCUGCCAUUCGUAGACAUCAACAACAACAGCUAUUACAACAACAACAGCAAGAACAUGAACAAUACCAAUUACAACAAAACCAGUUUCAUCAUCAAAAUCAAAUGAUGAUGUUGAUGAGAACAAAAUCACCUAACAACCGGACAGAAUCAGAUGAUUCUUCACCAUCUUCAUCGUCAAAACCCUCAUUUUCGCCGCCACCACCUAAAAAAUCAUUAAUAAAUUCAACCAACUUGGAACGGUUUCUCGAAUCGGUUACUCCUUCUGUUCCAACUCAGUCCUUCUCUAAGACAAGUAUGAAGGCAUUAAAAACAAGUGAUACGGAUUGCUUACAUCCAUAUUUCAACUUGGGAGAUCUAUGGGAGUCAUUUAAAGAAUGGAGUGCAUAUGGAGCAGGAGUACCUCUUGUAUUGAAUGGAAGUGAUUCUGUUGUGCAAUAUUAUGUUCCAUACUUGUCGGGUAUUCAGCUUUAUGUUGACCCUUCAAAGCCAUCUCCCGGGUUAAGUCGACCUGGUGAGGAAAGUGAUGCUGAAUCUUCGAGGGAGACGAGUAGCGAUGGCAGUGAUUGUGACUUGGAAAGACAAUCUAAACAUCUUCAAGAUGAAUUAUGGACGAAGCAGAACCCAGCAGAUGUACAGAGAUCAUUCAGGGAUAAACCUCUCAAUGGUACAUGUAGUGAUGAUGGUGAGGUUAGCAUCCCUCCAGGGAAAUUGAUAUUCCAAUACAUAGAGCGUGAAGCUCCAUACAGCCGAGAACCCUUGGCUGAUAAGAUAGCAGUUCUUGCAUCUCGAUUCCCAGAGCUCAAGGCGUACAAGAGCUGCGAUCUGCUAUCUUCAAGUUGGAUUUCUGUGGCUUGGUAUCCUAUAUAUAGGAUACCCACAGGACCCACUUUACGGGAUUUGGAUGCGUGCUUUUUAACCUUCCACUCCCUAUCAACACCUUUGAGGAAUACACCUAGUGGCCUCCCUGGCUCAAGUAUUGUCAAGUUUAACGGGGCAAUUGAUUCUUCCUCGAAACUAACACUACCAGUCUUUGGACUUGCAUCGUACAAAUUCAAGGGUUCUGUUUGGACUCCAAACGGAUCAUAUGAACGUCAACAAGCAAGCUCAUUAUUGCAAGGUGCUGACAACUGGCUUAGGCUCUUGCAGGUUGAUCACCCUGAUUACAGGUUCUUUGCCUCGCACAAUACAUACCGGAGGUAAGAGGUUUUCUUAAAACCUACUAAUAAGAAAUAGAAGAAAGAGGAACAGUAGUUCUAGAUCUCGGUCAUUGGAACAGCUGGUGUUGCUCCGUGUGUCCCAACUAUUUGUGGCAAUGAAUAGUCACUCCUUCUGAUGUGUCCUUUGGUAGAAUGUCAUCCUCAGUUUCUUUUGCUACUCUGCUCUUCUGUGUACAACGUUGGUUGUGUCUCUAUGUUUUACAUCUCCCCUCCUCCUGAGUGUUUUUCAGAAGCGGAUAUGGUAGAAGAGAAAAACAUGUUUGUGGUUUUGAUCAGUAUAACGUUAAUGGGACCUGGUACUUUCAGUCGGCGGUGUUUGAAAAGUUGACUCUGUUACACAAGGACAGCAUUAGUCAAGGGAGGGUGUGACAAUCUCUCUUAUUUUUUUUCUUUUUUUUUGGGUUCAAUUUUUGGAAUACAGGAAAGAAGCUGAUCAAUUUGGCUGGAAUCGGUCGACAUCUAUUAAUGUUGUCUGACGAGGUUUUUGAGAUAGAUUAGAUUAUAGAGAUAGGAUCUGAAAAGGUAAAAAAAAGAAAAGAAAAGAAAUGUGUGUCGCUUAAGAUAUGUAUUUAAACGUUAAUAGCUUUUGUCAUAUUUUUGGUUGUUUGAACAUAUAAACGUAGUCAGUAUUAACUGGGUGAUUAUGUUAAAACCCCCCAGGAUAGUAUUUAUACUGGAAAAUAGUGAAAAUAUGAAUCGAUAUCUUUUGUUGAGAUGAUUCUGGGCUCA
This is a messenger RNA of Papaver somniferum (opium poppy), 2438 nucleotides long. RefSeq lists its product as uncharacterized. The transcript is spliced from 6 exons. Lineage: Eukaryota; Viridiplantae; Streptophyta; Magnoliopsida; Ranunculales; Papaveraceae. The record is from RefSeq and is a predicted model, not a curated record. The coding region runs from base 430 to 1692 and encodes 420 amino acids.